Molecule: messenger RNA, 1295 nt
Organism: Sinocyclocheilus rhinocerous
Lineage: Eukaryota; Metazoa; Chordata; Actinopteri; Cypriniformes; Cyprinidae
Product: fibroblast growth factor 2-like
Exons: 3
Coding region: 104-676 (190 amino acids)
Molecular function (GO): growth factor activity
Source: RefSeq, a predicted model, not a curated record
AGAGAGAGAGAGAGAGCUGCUCCACUCCAGCACACACAGCGCUGAUCCGCUCUCUCUUCGGAGACACAGUGUCCCGCAGCUUGAAGAGUUUCUCCGCGCUUUAAUGAGGCUCCGUGGCUCCGCGGAGCGGCGGAGGGAGACGGGGGAGCCGGGGGAGGAGGCGCGGGGAGGCCGCGGAGGGGCUCCGGAGGCACCGAGAGAGCGAGAGAUGGCGGCGGGAGGAAUCACCACGCUCCCCGCUUUACCGGAGGACGGCGCCAGCGGAGGCUUUCCUCCGGUGAACUUCAAGGAGCCCAAGCGGCUUUACUGCAAGAACGGCGGCUUCUUCCUCCGGAUCCAUCCCGACGGUCGAGUGGACGGCAUCCGCGAGAAGAGCGACCCACGCAUUCGGCUGCAGCUCCAGGCCACGGCCGUCGGUGAAGUGGUGAUCAAAGGGAUCUGCGCGAAUCGUUACCUCGCCAUGAACGCGGACGGACGACUGUUCGGAACGAGAAGAACAACAGAUGAAUGUUAUUUCCUCGAGCGCCUGGAGUCAAACAACUACAACACGUACCGAUCCCGCAAGUAUCCCGACUGGUACGUGGCUCUGAAGAGAACAGGCCAGUAUAAAGCGGGUUCGAAGACCGGCCCGGGCCAGAAGGCCAUUCUGUUUCUGCCCAUGACAGCCAAGUGCUGAUGGAGAGAUGCGGUCAAACACAGAGCGAGACGACAGACCACUGACGCAGACGCACUUCUAACCAACCUUACGCCAAGUCACGGAAAAAACGCUUCUAUCUAGGAACGCUUCCCAAACAGAUUCACUUGGAGAGCAUUACAGGGUUUAUUUGUUCGUGUUCAGUCACCCUGGAGAUAUCAGCAAUAUCCAUCCAGCAAAGACCAUCUCAGAUCCAACUUUCCACAAUACUCUAUUAUUCCACUGUAUUCCUUCGAGCAAGGGCAGCAGGGUUGGCUCGGCGAGUUCACUGAUCUGCACUAUACGCUCUUGAAUUCAUGACUGCAUUUCUCACAGGAGUGUUUUUAGUACGGCUACAAAAUGUGAGUUUACUUUAAUGCUGCUCCUUUAUGCAAAAGGCUCGCAAGUAUUUCUAUACUGUAUUUUAGAGAAAGAAAGGGAUUUGCAAAUGCAAAGGUUUGCUUUGAUGAAGGGAUUCCGAGUACAUCAUGAAUGUUUUUUUUUUUUUGUAAAACUUUAUUCUCUUUUUCAUAUAUAUAUAUCAUCUUGCCUGAGAAAAAUAGUUUAGUUACAUAAUUGCUGCGAGUAACAGUAAGAUUAACAGUAACAGUCUAUCUUUUUU